This is a messenger RNA of Lepus europaeus (European hare), 2195 nucleotides long. RefSeq names its product family with sequence similarity 83 member D (gene SACK1D). Lineage: Eukaryota; Metazoa; Chordata; Mammalia; Lagomorpha; Leporidae. Bases 1 to 1758 code for a protein of 585 amino acids. Gene Ontology annotation, biological process: positive regulation of cell cycle G1/S phase transition; regulation of ERK1 and ERK2 cascade; protein localization to mitotic spindle. The transcript has 4 exons. Gene Ontology annotation, cellular component: mitotic spindle pole; cytosol. The record is from RefSeq and is a predicted model, not a curated record.
AUGGCUCUGCGGUGCGAGGUCCUGGACGAGCUGCCCGCGGCCUGCCUGUCGCCGUGCGGGCCGCCCAACCCCGCCGAGCUGUUCAGUGAGGCGCGGCGCCUGGCGCUCGAGGAGCUGGUGGCGGGCGGCCCCGACGCCUUCUCGGCCUUCCUGCGACGCGAGCGCCUGGGCCGCUUCCUGAACGCCGACGAGGUGCGCGCCAUCCUGCGCGCCGCCGAGCGGCCCGGCGAGGAGGCCGCGGCGGCCGAGGACUCGUUCGGCUCGUCGCACGACUGCUCGUCGGGCACCUACUUCCCCGAGCAGUCGGACCUGGAGCCGCCGCUGUUGGAGCUCGGCUGGCCCGCCUUCUACCAGGGCGCCUACCGCGGCGCCACGCGCGUCGAGGCGCACUUCCAGCCCCGCGGCGCGGGCGACCGCGGCCCCUACGGCUGCAAGGACGCGCUGCGCCAGCAGCUCCGCUCGGCGCGAGAGGUGAUUGCCGUGGUGAUGGACGUCUUCACCGACAUCGACAUCUUCAGAGACCUGCAGGAGAUGAGUCGGAAGCAUGGGGUGGCUGUCUACAUCCUUCUGGACCAGGCUCUGCUCUCUCAGUUCCUGGAUAUGUGCAUGGAGCUGAAAGUUCACCCUGAACAGGAAAAGCUGAUGACGGUGCGGACUAUUACAGGAAAUAUCUACUAUGCAAGGUCAGGAACCAAGAUCAUUGGGAAGGUUCACGAAAAGUUCACUUUGAUUGAUGGCAUUCGAGUGGUAACAGGCUCCUACAGUUUUACGUGGACGGAUGGCAAAUUAAACAGCAGUAACUUGGUAAUCCUGUCUGGCCAAGUAGUGGAACACUUUGACCUGGAGUUCCGAAUCCUGUACGCCCAGUCAGAGCCCAUCAGCUCCAAACUCCUGUCCAACUUCCGGAUCAGCGGCAAGUUUGACCAUCUCACUGACUGGAAGCCGCAGUCCAAGGAGCUCACGCUGGGCAACCUGCUGCGGAUGCGGCUGGCCAGACUCUCCAGCACGCCCAAGAAGGCCGAGCCGGAGCCCGAGGCGCCCGCAGAGGGCCCAGCAGAGAGCGGGCGCCCUGCCUCCACGUCCUCCACCCUUGGCGAGGACGAUGACUGCUGCGGCCACGACGACCAUGACGGCUGCAGGGGCGGGAAGGCCGUCCACAUGGCCACUCAGACAGAGCCGGGAGAGGAGACGCCAGCCGCGGGCACGAGGGAGGUGGGGACGCAAACCAGCACGAGCACAGCGUGUGCCGGGACCCAGAGCACGGUGGCCACCAGGGCGGCGAGCUCCCAGACCGCGCUCUGCUGCAGGUCCACCCCCACCCAGACUGACGAGGCCGAGAGCUUUCUCCUUUCUCAGGGAGCCCAGUCCAAAGAAGCAUCACCCGUGUCCAAGAUGUCCGUGUCCAGGUCUUCCAGUUUGAAGUCUUCGUCCUCUCUGUCUUCCCAGGAAUCUGUGGCCAGCUCCACUGGCUCCCACACUUCCAUCAGAGCCCCCGACUUCCACACCCCUGGCUGCCCCAAGUUCCUGGGCACCCCCCACCUGGAGCUGUGCUUCAGAGAUUCGUUUAGGAACUUGAAUGCGGAGCGGCAGUUUCACUUCGCUGGGAUCCGGUCCCGGCUCAACCACAUGCUGGCCAUGCUCUCGAGAAGAACCUUCCUCACUGAGAACUACCUCAGCUUGCAUGCCGGAACCUUCCCCAGGGCCUCCGUGAAUCUGCUGACUAUCAGAGACAUAGCACUUUACCCGUCCUACCAGUGACCGCUCAGGGCCCACUCCUGCCUCCGGCCGUGCUGGUGGGAGGUGCUCAGAGCUUCCUGCUCUGUGGAGAGCACCCGCUGUCCCUGCCUUUCCUUCACCUGACUGUCAGAAUUCUGCAAGCUGCAAAUUAUUUGACUUUUCUUUUUGUCAAACCAAGGAUGGGUUUUAUGCUUUAAACACUACUGGUACGGUUGUUUUUUUUUUUUUUUUUUCCACGACUUUAAUAUUGCUAUCUCUUUCAGACCAUGUUUAGAUGUUCUAAGGUUAAUUCAGGUGGGAGAUACAAUAUAUGUUUCACAUUUUACUUGAUUUGUGUGCUUUCUCUUUUAGAGGUUUGAGUCACCACUAUUUUUAUGAUCACCAUCCUAUUUAGAAAAAAAAACUUGUUUUUUAAUGAUUUAUCUCUUUAAAAUCUAUAUUCUUAAAAUUAAAUAAAU